AUGUCAGCAACUACGAAACAAGCUUAUAAACAAGCUUUAAAAUCAAUAAACACGGUAUUCAAAAAUGAUUUCCCCAUAUUAAAAGCAGCAAAAACUCAAAUCAAACAAGAAAUUUUCAAAAAUUCUAAAUUAACAAAUACGGAAGAAAUAACAGAAUCAAUAAAGAAGCUAGAUGAAAUUUCUAAUUUUUUACUAAGUAAUUUAGUCCAAGGAGAACUCAAGACUAAUGGGAAAUACUUUUUAAAUUUUCAUGAUAAAACUGAAUUGGGAGAUAAUGAAAGUAUUAAAACUAAUCAUACUUCAAAAAUGGGUAGUUUAAGUGGUUCAAAAGGUACUAGUAUAAGGUCAUCGAAAAAAUAG
This is a messenger RNA of Lodderomyces jiufengensis, 360 nucleotides long. RefSeq lists its product as uncharacterized. The record is from RefSeq and is a predicted model, not a curated record. Gene Ontology annotation, biological process: mitochondrial respiratory chain complex III assembly. The transcript has a single exon. The coding region runs from base 1 to 360 and encodes 119 amino acids. Lineage: Eukaryota; Fungi; Ascomycota; Pichiomycetes; Serinales; Debaryomycetaceae.